UAUAUAUAUAUAUAUAUAUAUAUAUAUAUAUAUAUGUGUGUGUAUGUAUGUGUGUGCAUGUAUAUGUGUGUAUAUAUGUAUACACAUACAAUAUAUGUAUGCUGAAUGUCCCCCAACAGUGUAUUGUACAUAGUGUAUGUAAAAGAUUAAAAUAACUUCUUAUUACUCUGGAAGCUUAGUGGUGACUGGCAUUUUUUUGUGUUUUGAUCUGGCUUCAAAUUGAAUGCAGUAUAUGACUUAUGAAUGGAUAAUCCUAAAAUUUGACUUUAUCAUUAAAUAUGUGCAAAAUUAAUUUGGCUGUGAAUUUGCAAACGUUGCGGGAGGGGGGGGGUGUUGGGGGGAAUAACUGCAACAUUUUGGUGAAUCGGUCCCGGACAUUUGAUAGAAGACAUUAAACCUGUCUUGUCAAUCUCCACAUUAUGAUGUUGCAGCAUCGUCGAUAUUAACCCUUUCAUGUCACGCUGUCCACUGUAGUCACCGCUGUCCCUGAAAGCGUUAAAGGCACUCCUGAGUGACUCUUUUCAUCUGACUUUCCUGCAUUCUCUUCUUUUAUAGUGAUGGAGGCUUAGGUCUAAUUUGGCGACCACCAAAGCGUGUGUGGGUGUGCGUCUACACGUUUAGUAUAUGUGACAGAAGAUAAGAUGGCACACAGUUGAAGCGCCAUCAAUCAGUACUGCCUGUUUGCAAAGGGAAAUGCCACACAGGAGGACAGCGGGAGCAGUGGCCACAAAUUAAUUGGGCAGCUUUAUUACCUCUGUCAAGGUGGUUCUGUUUUGUCGACUUACAUUUGGUUGACUCAUUUGUAUGAAUCAGAAAAAAACUUAUGGAUGUUAGCUUGAUGUUUGUCCCACUAGGUUUGGGAAAACAUGAAGAAAUGAACUUGAUUAAAUGCACUUCAAUCAAUGAAUCAAAUAUUUACUGUCCUACUCCGAUCAUCAACCCCAUCUGCUGGAUGAAAAUAAUUAGCCCAACCUUGGGUAAAAAUAAUAAUAGUGUUCAAUCAGCCCGCCAUGCAUGUUUUUGGAAGUUGGGAGGAAACUGGAGUACCUGGAGAAAACCCACGCAGGCCCGGGGAGAACAUGCCAACUCCACACAGGGAGGCCAGAGCUAGAAUCAAACCUGGUGCCUCGGCACUGUGAGGUCAACGUGCUAACCACGGGCCGCCAAUAGCUAAACAGUUAUGUCAAAAAUAACCCAAUAUGUGUCAAAAAGGGACCAAGACAAAAUUUUGGGUGACACAUUGAACCCAAAAAGAACGCACAAAACAACUCAAUCUUUUGGCUUGUGCAAAACAACGAUUUGACCCAACUUCACAAUAGCCUCAAAUUAGAUGGAAUGAGGUUAUUCAUCUGCGAGAUAGUAGUUUUAUGAUCGCAAAUCUGGUAAUCCCGUGGCCUUGUAAAUGUGACAUACCAACACGCCCAACUAUUACCGAGCUGAGGCACAUAUUUUACAUCAGAAAAAGGUUACAGCACACCACUUGAGGAAAAAUGUCACCAAAAAUAUGGAUACUGAAAUAAUGAUUUCGUCCCAAUGUACUCACCAAUGGAUUACAUAGAUUUAAUCAAACACAAAACUCUUAUUAUUAUACAGUACAUAUUUGAUUAUUCUGGACCAUUUAAAUAGAAUAGUGAUAUUUCCGACGCCACGCACUGGAUUAAGGAAUACCCUUCAAGUUCAACAAUAUAACUACUUGACAUUGGCGGCAGGGGGGCUAGUUCAUAUCGGACAAUUCAGCACCCAUCAUCCAGAUUAAAACAUACAUCGAGCAUCACCACCGCCCAGUGCGUCUGAAAUAAUUAAUUCCCUGUUAAGCACACGCACGCUCACUCACUCACACACACGCACACACACAUACACACAUACACACUUACACACAGACGAAACAUCUGUCAGUUCUUAUCUGCCACGGCCAUGUCAGUGCUCCCCCCCUUGUGAGGACAAAAGCAAUGCUGGUGUUUUACGGUCCACACGUCACCACGCCGCCUUGGCCUCCAUCAUGUUCAAACACCACACGGGAGAUAACCAGGUCUCCUCUGACGUCUCCUGUCUUUUCAAUCGCUGGCACUGAAAGAAACACGGUCGUGGGAAGUUUCAAAGUAGGUAGGUAGUUCUCAGCUAAAAUACAUUUUCUACUUGUUACCCACAUUCGUACAUUUCAGAGUCUGUAAUUUUUUACCUUAAUCCAGGUGUUGAAUCUCUACUUCAUGGUCUAUUUUAAAAUUGUUUUAUUUUAUUUUUUACCACAGGUAAGUAUCAGUUCUUUGAUUUCAGUCGAGUGAAUAUUUUUGCCUGCAUGCUGUGGUACAUCAUGUGGUCAUAUCUCCAUCUGCUGUCAAUAAUCCAUUUAUGAAACUGUAUGUAUCCAGUCAGUGUGUUCCAAAAUAUGAAGCAUAUCCUGUUUUCGUAUUUUUUUUUUCAAUAUAGUCAACAGUUUUCUUAAAACAAACAUCAAUUAACCUCUUGACAUUUUUUUCCAAUGGAACCACUCUUCAGCUAUUUGCUGGAAUCACAUUUUUGUGCACUUUUUGAAAUGCCUCAUGAUACCACAAGAUGGUGCCAAAGUCUCACCAAAAUAGGAAAGUAGCACAGUAAUUGGUCCGCGGAAACAUGUUGAAGUGAUAUAUCUCGGUGAAGAGAAACUCUUCGGCGGUUGGGGUGUAGGUAAGUUUAGCCUGGGUUGUUAUGGGGGAGUUGCAUGAGUUUGAAAAGAUGAUUUAAUUGACUUUCACUUCACCCAGGUUCAUCUUUCCAGCCUACCCAAAUCCAAUAUUCAACCCAAUCUGGUGGAUCAACAUAAUCAACCCAAAUUUGGGUAACAGUAAACCGAUUUGAUCAAAAUCCUCAGAUAUUCCGCUAGUGGGAUAGCGGGGGAAAAAAUCUGCAUAUUCACAUGUGCAAUCCUGAAUUUUAAUUUUGUUUCCGACUGGACGGUCAGUCAAAACGCAGCUUGAUGCGAAACCGGCUUGGUGGGGACCGCUGUUUAAUCCCCCACACACUCACACCCUCCUCCAUCCUCCACCUCCUUCAACUCUCACGCUCUGUGAUUCAGGGGGGGUCUGCAUGCUCACUGUCCCGAAACAUGAUGAACCAGUCGCUCCCUCUCUUGUCCCUCAGCCACAUGCAACCGCAUCAUCAUCAUCAUCAUCAUCAUCUGCAGCACCAGUAGUAACUGUAAAAGAAGAGGAGGAGGAGGAGGAAGACGAUGUGAAAAAAGCAGCAACUCCAUCAAGCAAAAGUUCUCCUUUGACUCCACGCUGAAGACAACUUAAGAAUACGUCGUCUUCUUGCGGUCGGCAGGAUCGUGACGGUGUGGAGCAGCCGCGAUCCUCGCCUCCUCCCUUUUUUUCCCUCCCGUUUCUCCACAUUUUGCCUCCCAAGUCAGCAGGAUUUCCUCAACCUCUCCCGACUGUGUUAUGAACCUCGGCGACGCACUUGACCCCCGCACCUAGAAGACUUCUUGGGCAAAAACAAAAAGGGAUUAACGCGAAACUCUUUCACUCCGCCUUGCAAAUGUCAAAUUCCAAGUGUUUCUUCAUGGCGGGGUCCAACUAAGCCCACAACUAUGGAAGAGGAGCAUGCCCAGAAUGCCACAGGAAACGGCAGUACAAUGGGCAUCCAACUGGUCACGCACAGUCUCUGGGAGGUGGUCACCAUAGCGACCGUGUCAGCCAUCGUCAGCCUCAUCACCAUCGUGGGGAACAUCCUGGUGAUGCUCUCCUUUAAAGUCAACAGCCAACUAAAGACGGUGAACAAUUACUACCUGCUGAGUCUGGCGGCGGCGGACCUCAUCAUCGGCGUCUUCUCCAUGAACCUGUACACCUCCUACAUCCUGAUGGGUUACUGGGCCUUGGGGAACCUGUCCUGUGACCUGUGGUUGGCGGUGGACUAUGUGGCCAGUAACGCCUCGGUCAUGAACCUGCUGGCGAUCAGUUUCGACAGAUACUUCUCGAUCACCAGGCCUCUCACCUACAGAGCCAAACGGACUCCCAAGCGGGCAGGCGUCAUGAUCGGUUUGGCCUGGCUGGUGUCUCUUGUUUUGUGGGCACCGCCUAUCCUGUGCUGGCAAUACUUUGUGGGCAAAAGAACCGUCCCUGAAAGACAAUGCCAGAUUCAGUUUUUCUCAGAACCCAUUAUAACGUUUGGAACAGCGAUUGCGGCGUUUUAUAUCCCCGUGUCAGUCAUGACCAUGCUCUACUGCCGGAUCUACAAAGAGACAGAAAGAAGGACCAAGGAUUUAGCGGAGCUUCAGGGAAUGAACCAGGCCGCACAACCCGACGUCACCCAGCCUCGGAUUAUCCGGUCGUGUUUUCGCUGUAAACUGAAGUCGCCGUCACGAGACCGCGCGACAGCCUCAUGGUCAUCCUCAUGCAGGAGCCACGUUGCCAAAUCCAUCGCCUCCACCAACGUGGAGUGUUCCAAAGCGGGUCACCCGACCACCUACAACAGCUACGCGUCCUCAGAAGACGAAGACAGGUCCGCCGCGUCCCCCGGGGCCUUGCAGCUCCCCUUCGGGAAGCAAGUUUGCGAGGGCAGCAAGAGCGCAGCGGGGAGCGAGAGCGAACAGCUCAGCAGUUACGACGAAGACAGCUUCUUCCAAACGCCACCCAAAAACAACUCCCGGAGGAGUAGCAAGCGCGCGUCGUACAAGUUCAAGCCGGCGGCCGGAGACACCCUGGCUCCGCACCAGAGCGAAAACGGCGACACCAAAACCGCCUUCUCCUCGGCAGAGUCGGUUAGCCCUCCCGCCGCCUCUUCUCCGUCCAAGGAUGUCACGCUGAAGAACCAGAUAACAAAGAGGAAGCGGAUGGUGCUGAUCAAAGAGAGGAAGGCGGCUCAGACCCUCAGCGCCAUCCUCCUGGCCUUCAUCCUAACGUGGACGCCGUAUAACAUCAUGGUGCUCAUUUCCACCUUCUGCUCGGACUGCAUCCCCGUCUCCCUGUGGCACCUCGGCUACUGGCUGUGCUACGUCAACAGCACCGUCAACCCCAUGUGCUACGCCCUCUGCAACAAGACUUUUCAAAAGACCUUCCGCAUGCUUCUACUCUGCCAAUGGAAGAAGAAGCGCAUUGAGGAAAAACUCUGCUGGUACGGACAAAACCCAACGCCGGCCUCCAAACUUACUUGAACUCUUUUUCCACGCUAUUGAAGUUGAUCUUCUAUGACACUUGGCCGCCCCCAAUUAUAGCAAGUUGCGGCGGGACAGUCUCAAAUGCGUAAAGUGUACCCGUAUAGGUCAGAAGGAAAAAGAUAUGCGGUUCAUUCAGAAAAACUGCAGCCAAACGUGUUUGUGGUUCCACAGGUUGUAUUCAAGCAAGCUUAUAAUAGGCCAAAGAACGAAAUAACCAAAACUGUCCAACUCUGGCUGAGAUAAUGGCAGAAAAAGCAGCCGGAUAUAAGCUACUGUCCAAUGGCAACGGUGAACACACACACACACACACACACACAAAAUGUUGUUGUCAGCAUGCUAACUACACACAAAACGGAAAGGUGAAAAUGUUUUCCAAAACGUUUUCAAUAUCAUUUUAGAAAGUCAAACCCCUUUGAUUUCAAAUGCGAAUGCAUUGUGAUUUGAUGAUCAACAAGACAUCCGUGAACAUCAUCUCGGACUGAAAACUUUUUUUGCCUGUUUUCUGAUCAUUCUCAGCCCAACCAAAAACUCAUCAUAAAAAGAUCAAUACAGUAAUCCCCAAAUUGAUCAAAACAAUAUGUCUCAUUUUCCCUCACUACCCAAAGAUGGGACCAGCUCAUUUAAAAAAAAAAAACAAGCACAGGGCGACCAAUAAUUCAAUCGUUUUUUUUUAACGACAUUUACCUUAUGUGAAGUAAUAUUAUUAGUUUUGAUUAUUUGCUAUCUGUGAAAGCAGUGCUUUUCAUGAUAUCAGUCUGUGACACCAAAAAAGCUUGGGUCACUGUUCUAUACUGUGUACAGUGUGUUCAAAUCAUAAGUUUUUAAAAAAAAUAUUUGUCUCUAGCUUUAAAACAAAUGCUGAUACCUGCAUGCAGAAAAUGUAACAAUUGACACACAUUUCACACUGGGCCAUGUUUCUAUUCGAGAUGCAUAUUUUGGAACGCAAAGCUUUCAGUCCUGAUUACUCAUAUGAACCAUUUGAAAUUUGCGACAGUAAAUAUUACGGGAACAUGUUUUGCCACAUUAAUAGGCUGGUCACGCUUCCAAUGCCAAAGGACUGCAAAUUCACUUCAAUCACCCCCUGAUCACAGUGGCAUUUGCCAAUCAUUAUUUUAAUGUCAACAUUUGCAUUUUCCACCUGAAGGCUGCUAAUCGCCACCUCACAGACAUCCACAUUACAACAUUCGAAAACAUUCGCGUUCAGCCGAUAGUAAAUUUUCUUGCUGACUUUUAAGUUAGGGUAAGUUUUCAAAAUGUGAAAUGGCUGCAGGCCUCGCCUACAACUGGUACAUUAUAGCUGUAAUUGUGGCUACAAGAAGGGACUUCGUUUUUUUUUUCUUUUUAUACACAGCAUCAAAUUAAUGUUCCCGCGUUCACAUAAUUUAACUCACGAUUAAAUAAUCCUAGAUUAAAAACAUAUGUUACUGUAACUAAUGUAAAAAGUCUUUAAAAGGUCAGCGUGACGAGAGAAGUAUUUUUCAUACUAGCCGCCAGGGGGAGCUUAUUCCCGCCGCAGUUCUGUCUGAACUGCUGCACUGAUACAAAAAAAAGGAGGGGGCCGGUGGGGGUAAGUUGUUUUUCUGUUUCGUAGUUAGUAUCAGGGAAAUAUCAGAGGCAGGACAGCGUCUGUGUGAAAGGGUACAGCGCGAAACCCGGUUGGGAUGAAAGUCAGUCGAGCUUUUAAUUAUUGUGCUGUUGUUUACAAUCACGAGCAGGUGUGACAGCGUCCUGCUUUGCUGAGCACCAUGAAACCUUAGUGCGCUUCGUCUUCACGAUAUUUAAACUACAGCACUUCCAUAUGCCUUUCUGAAAUAAAGUCAUCAUCAUCAUCAAAUCGCGAUUUCUAAAUAGUUAUUUUACAAAAAAAAACUGUCGCAAAGCCAAUAUUUUUCUCUUUUUGGAAAUAUUUUUUUUUUCAAACCAGGAAGUGAAAUGUGUGCAUUUCAAAUGUUUCGUGAUGUUAUGUACAAGGAAAUCGAAGCUGGGUGCUUUUAAAAUUUGAAUUGUUUUAUUUGUUGCUGGUAUGCUUCUGUAUUUGAGAAACCGUGUUCAUCCUUUUUCAAAUAAAUAUCCAUGUGCUGCAGAUUUUUGGGGGACUUGAUGUCUGAUGCAAAGCUGUUAUACUUUAGUUCCCAUAACCGACUUAGCUUGAGUAUUUAUUUUUACUUUCAAUAUUUGAAAUUAGAUUUCUGUACUUUCUACUUCUCA
Molecule: messenger RNA, 7339 nt
Organism: Hippocampus zosterae (dwarf seahorse)
Lineage: Eukaryota; Metazoa; Chordata; Actinopteri; Syngnathiformes; Syngnathidae
Product: muscarinic acetylcholine receptor M5-like
Exons: 2
Coding region: 3566-5128 (520 amino acids)
Biological process (GO): chemical synaptic transmission; adenylate cyclase-inhibiting G protein-coupled acetylcholine receptor signaling pathway; G protein-coupled receptor signaling pathway, coupled to cyclic nucleotide second messenger
Cellular component (GO): plasma membrane; synapse; dendrite
Molecular function (GO): G protein-coupled acetylcholine receptor activity; G protein-coupled serotonin receptor activity
Source: RefSeq, a predicted model, not a curated record